AUGGCGGUUCUCAGACUGCUUCAAGUCGGAGUUACUGUUACAGUUCUUGGUGCGCCACUAUGCAGAGGUUGCUCGCAGGAUUUGGCCAAAGGUAAACCCGCGUACCAAAGCUCCACCCGAGCGUCCUCCGUUGCCAUUCUCGCUGUGGACGGUAACUAUGACGACAUCUGGCAUCAAGGCAGCUGCACCCAUACAGAGCAUGGUCAGGGGAAUUGGUGGCUUGUGGAUUUAGAAACUAAGGCAAAUGUGGCAGGUGUUACCAUAACAAACAGAGGCGACUGCUGUAAUAAUCGUCUGGUCAAUUUCGAGGUGAGAGUUGGAUACUCUUUUGUGGGUAAUUCAUCAUUCACCCAGUACAGACUCUGCGCCAGUUACCCGGGGGUGGCACCUAAGGGAAACACAUCUCUGUCCUGUGCACCACUAUGCAGAGGUUGCUCCCAGGAUUUGGCCAAAGGUAAACCUGCGUACCAAAGCUCCACCCGAGCGUCCUCCGUUGCCAUUCUCGCUGUGGACGGUAACUAUAACGACAUCUGGCAUCAAGGCAGCUGCACCCAUACAGAUCAUGGUCAGGGGAAUUGGUGGCUUGUGGAUUUAGAAACUAAGGCAAAUGUGGCAGGUGUUACCGUAACAAACAGAGGCGACUGCUGCAAUAAUCGUCUGGUCAAUUUCGAGGUGAGAGUUGGAUACUCUUUUGUGGGUAAUUCAUCAUUCACACAGUACAAGCUCUGCGCCAGUUACCCGGGGGUGGCACCUAAGGGAAACACAUCUCUGACCUGUAGGACACCACUGAGAGGACGAUAUGUUUUGAUCAUUAAAGUUGGCAGUGACGAACUGGCCUUGCAGUUAUGUGAAGUGGAGGUUCACGGUACAUAUAUGCUUAAAAUCUUUCCCUAA
This is a messenger RNA of Lingula anatina, 894 nucleotides long. Its product is annotated as fucolectin-like. The record is from RefSeq and is a predicted model, not a curated record. NCBI's taxonomy places the organism in Eukaryota, Metazoa, Brachiopoda, Lingulata, Lingulida, Lingulidae.